Peromyscus californicus insignis is the source of this 724-nucleotide messenger RNA. It is a transcript of the gene Mrps25, whose product is annotated as mitochondrial ribosomal protein S25. Gene Ontology annotation, cellular component: mitochondrion. Lineage: Eukaryota; Metazoa; Chordata; Mammalia; Rodentia; Cricetidae. Bases 65 to 580 code for a protein of 171 amino acids. The record is from RefSeq and is a predicted model, not a curated record. The transcript has 4 exons. Gene Ontology annotation, molecular function: structural constituent of ribosome.
UCCCGAGAUUCCGCGCGUCGGAGAGACGCGCGGGUCCGCGGCUUGAGACGCUGCUGUCGCCACCAUGCCGAUGAAGGGCCGCUUCCCUAUCCGCCGCACGCUGCAGUACCUGGGCCGCGGGGAUGUGGUGUUCAAGGAGUCGGUGAAGGUCAUGACCGUGAACUACAACACGCAGGGGGAGCUGGGCGAAGGCGCCAGGAAAUUUGUGUUUUUCAACAUCCCUCAGAUCCAGUAUAAGAACCCUUGGGUGCAGAUCAUGCUGUUUAAGAACAUGACGCCAUCACCCUUCCUGCGGUUCUAUCUAGAUUCUGGGGAGCAAGUGCUGGUAGACGUGGAGACCAAGAGUAAUAAAGAGAUCAUGGAGCACAUAAAGAAAAUUUUGGGCAAGAAAGAGGAGACCCUCAGGGAGGAGGAACUGGAGAAGCAGCGUCAAUCUCAUCCAGCCAACUUUGGCCCCCGGAAGUACUGCUUGCGGGAGUGCAUGUGUGAAGUGGAAGGUCAGGUGCCCUGCCCUGGCCUGGUGCCCUUACCCAAGGAGAUGACAGGGAAGUACAAAGCUGCUCUGAAAGCCAGCACUUAGGUCUGAGCAAGGUCAUUUGGGAUGGACUGAUGGAACUCUCUGAAAUGGAAAAGCCUGUUUGCACACCCAUUUAAAGGACAUGGGGAGAAGGCCAGAGUUGUCAGCUGCUAAACAGAUGUCAAUAAAAGAUUUAGUCUUCCUUUA